AUGGGUUUCCCCCCGGAAACGGUUUUGGCUAAGGAUUUCUUUGAAGCGCGCCGUCAGGCUGGUAAUGCAAUGACAAUUGGACAUGCGGUCUUAGGCAUUGCUAAGGUGGAUGCUGUUCUGGGACCGCUGUCCCCCUUUCGUCCGACGCUUGAUUUGUCCGAACUCGCUUCCAAGAUUGAGCAGCAUCGUACGGGGCUCUCAGCCUUCCAGGUCACUGUCCAGGGUGACUUCAUGGUUUUGACACCUGUUGAUGAGUUCGGCAGUUUUGCGCCAACGCCAUCAAAGAGGCCACGUGUUGAGGACUCGGCUAUCAUCUCGCCGACUGUCCCCUUUGGUAUCCUUGAGCCUGCAGCUACAGCAGUAUUGCCUUUUGAGCCGGAAUUUGUGAUGGCCCAUCAGCUGGAACUGUCUGCGGGUUCUGUGGGCCAAACACGCAGUGGUGGCAUUAUUUUCUUGGCGCAUAAGGAGGGGCAUUGGAUGAUGGUGUGUCAUGGUGCACCUCGUGAGCCGUUGUCCGCCUUUGUGCAGCGGGGCUUGCCUCAUGCCAAGCGUGAACACUUCACUGCCUUUUGGGAUGAUUGCACUGAAGCCCUUUGGGAUGACGAGAUUUUGGCUUGUCCAGCCAAGAAGAUCACAUUUGACCCGGUCAAGUACUCCGUGAAGUGUUCCUAUGAUGACAACACUGGGCGCACUUUCCGUGCUGAUGUGACAUCCACAGUACGAGGUGCCAUUGCAGCCACAGCCACGGCCAUUCAGCGCAAUCCGGAAUCCCUUGCUUUGCUGCAUAAUGACACACCUUUGAAGUAUGAUGAUUUCCUCUCUGAACUUGAGGUCAGUGCCUUGCAGGUCAAGUUCCGCAUGGUCAGUCCUGCUCACUGUGCUCCUCAGAUUGGCCAGGGUCAGGAAGAUCAGGGUUUGAGGAUUGUUAUCAAAGGGCUCUAUCACGAUGAGCAGACGCCCAUUGAGCGGCUUUUGCGUGAUCAGAUUUCCAGCUUCGAGAUCGAGUGGGACACUAUGGAUGUUCCGGAGCUUGAGGUCAUUGCCUUUCGCCUUUGCCCCCUCCGUGGGGGCGCCAAGAAGGGGCCUAUGGAUGAUGUUCUGAGCGCUGCUCUGGAGGGUCAUGGAGUUCCUCGUGAUCAGCUUCAAUCUCGACUCAAGCUCUUCAAGGAUCGCUGUGACAUCAGUGAACUCAAAGAUUGCUUGGAUGAUGACAGCAAAUUGUGGUCUCGCACGAAGACUUUGGCCAAUGACGGCCGUGUCCGCCUGGUUACGGCGGCUGAACUCAAUGAAUGGAAGAAGAAGAACAAUGGGGGUGUCAAACCCAACAGCAAGCCGCCAUCCCAGGCUGCCAAUCGGCCAGCAGAGCGUGGCAGAGUUCAGGAGGAUGAGAUUUCACCUGAUGGUAUUGAGGUCUCUCCCACCCACUUUGUUGUUGAUGGUGAUGCUCCGAGCUUUCUGCACCGUGACUGUUUUGGCAUUGAUGAGGAGGGCUCUGCAGCAUGUCUGCCCACGAAACUCGCCAACGCCUUUGACAAAUUUGACAAUUGCAUCACAGUUCCUGCACAUUGGAAGAAGAGUGGGGAGCCCCUUGUCCUUCGAUCAGCUUUGGUCAACGUUGGGGACACGAGUAUUGAAUUUCAGCUGCAAGUUCCUGUUUUGGAGGUGCCUCAAGUCAUUGCUACUGUGGUCGAGUUUUGCAUCCUGCGCAAGCACACGGCCUCAUGGUCUGAGACAGCUUUGCCCUUGAACUACUUGGGUAAGCGUGUCACCGUGCUUCGGGGUCCCAACUUGCUUAGUUACUGGGCCCUCAAGACGUUCGGUGAUGAUCGCAAGCCAGCUGCUCAUUCCAAAGCUACUUCAUGGCGGGGUUUUUUCAAGGUUGCUGACACCUUGCUCGACAAUGUUUUGAUGAAAUCCGGUAUUGCUGGCAUUUUCAUGACCCCCAAGGGUGAUGAUCACAAGGCUGAUGCUCGUUUUGUCCCAAUUCCUAUCACUACUGGGACUUUGGAUGAUGCUUGGAACAAGAGUACGGGUUGCGAGCACGCCCUUGGUGUCGCUUUGUGGGGUGACCGAUUUGCAGUUCGCUGUCGUCGUGAGCGCGCCGAGCAAGCCAGAAAGAUCAUUGCUCCUGAUGCUGCUUACAUUGAUUGCCCUGCUGUUGAUCCUCAGGCUGAUCUGUAUGUCCUUCGACACGCUACUUGGAUUGUUGCGGCCAAGGAUCCGCCCAAGACCCAGCACGUUGGUCUCAAUGGUACCCUUGUCAUCAUUGAGCCUUUGAGGAAAGCCAAGGGCCCUUCUCUGACUCUGGUUGCCCGACAUGUCCAAAUGGGCGUCCAAAUGCAGUUUGAUGAUGCAGGUCGAGUGGCUCAGGCCAGUGCUGUCUCUCGUAUGGCUGAGGUCAAGUGUGAGAUCCAGGCUCAGAUCGCGGCAGAAGUUGGAGCCCAACUCCGUCAGGCACACGAUAAGAUGGACAAGCUCAAUGACACAGUUCUAGCCCUCCAGAAGGCCAAUGAGGAGAAGAUCAAUGCAACUGCCCAGAGUGUUGAACAUAUGCGUGAGGAGGCUUCCUUCACCAAGCAGAAGUUGCAUGAGUUGGAGAAAUCCAAUGCGGCCACCACCCAAACUCUGGUCGCUUCUAUGGAACGUUUGAUGGGUCAGAUGGAAAAGAACAUGAACUCCAAGCUCGACACCAUCAAGAGUGAUGUCGUUGGCCGGCUCGCUGAGGUUGAAGAGAGUGUGGGCAUGGGAAAGCGCGCCCGCAAAGAAACCGAUGGCGCACUGUGA
Messenger RNA from Durusdinium trenchii, 2784 nucleotides. NCBI's taxonomy places the organism in Eukaryota, Dinophyceae, Suessiales, Symbiodiniaceae. The record is from the annotation of a GenBank genome assembly.